AACGAUCCCAUUAAUCAGCAUAAAAUAUAUUGCAUAACUAUACCUCAACACUGCCAGAUGUUGAGGCGGGGACGAAACUGCGGUCGAUCUUUGAACAGCAGGCAUGGUGUUCUGCUGCAUCACAGCUCGUUGUGUUUUGACCCCUUCUACUGGCCAGGGCUGGGCAUGACGAUGAGCUACCUCUUCAGGGAGCCUGCCACCAUCAACUACCCCUUUGAGAAGGGACCCCUCUCUCCACGCUUCAGAGGGGAGCACGCCCUCCGCAGGUAUCCUUCUGGAGAGGAGCGCUGCAUUGCCUGCAAGUUGUGUGAGGCCAUCUGCCCUGCCCAGGCCAUCACCAUUGAGGCUGAGCCACGCGCCGACGGCAGCCGGAGAACCACCCGCUACGACAUCGACAUGACCAAGUGCAUCUACUGCGGCUUCUGUCAGGAGGCCUGCCCCGUGGACGCCAUCGUCGAGGGCCCGAACUUUGAGUUCUCCACUGAGACCCACGAAGAGCUGCUUUACAACAAGGAGAAGCUGCUCAACAACGGAGAUAAAUGGGAGGCAGAGAUUGCAGCCAACAUACAAGCAGAUUACCUCUAUCGAUAAUGCCACACUCACGCUCACACACUCGUAUAUAUAUAUACACACACACGCACACUCUCAAAAACACGACAACGUCCAUACUGUACUUUAAGACACAUGAGCUUCAGUUGCAUUCAGGCAUUCGUAAAUUAUUGAAGUAAACAUCAAAAGUCCAGUCUAGCUUCGCGCACAUUUUUGCUAAACCCAACCUGUGAAUCAUUUCAAGGCGUGGCGCAGUGCAGCAUGCACUUUGUUUGGGCAAGGUCUACUGCCUAUGAACUAGGUUAGGAGGCGGGGUUGUCCAUUUGAUGUAGCUAGUUAAGUAUGAACUGUUCUUAUGGCCCCUCGCUGGGCUCAUUCUGCAGCAUCGAUACCCAUGGUUUUCAGCAGGUUUAUUUCAGGAGAAUUGUAUAAAGGGUAAAAAGACUUGUGGACAUGUAAUGAGAAAAUAAACUGUUUUGAACUUA
Molecule: messenger RNA, 1034 nt
Organism: Gadus morhua (Atlantic cod)
Lineage: Eukaryota; Metazoa; Chordata; Actinopteri; Gadiformes; Gadidae
Product: NADH dehydrogenase [ubiquinone] iron-sulfur protein 8, mitochondrial-like
Exons: 4
Coding region: 58-591 (177 amino acids)
Biological process (GO): mitochondrial respiratory chain complex I assembly; mitochondrial electron transport, NADH to ubiquinone
Cellular component (GO): respiratory chain complex I; membrane
Molecular function (GO): NADH dehydrogenase activity; 4 iron, 4 sulfur cluster binding
Source: RefSeq, a predicted model, not a curated record